UUUAUGUCAAAUUUUUUUGCUAUUUUGUUUACUAAAAAUAUUAAGGAAAAAGUUUUUUAAAAAAUUCUGAAAAUGGAUAAAUGUGAAAUCGCACUUGAAUUAUCUAAUUUAAUAAAUUCUUGUUUAAUGCCCGAACUUAGGGUAGAUGUUGGUGAAGAAAACAUUUCUUCCGAUAAUUUUAGUGAGUUUAGGAAAAUUUUAGAUGGGAAUUUAAUUAUCGUGUUUGAUAUGAUACAAGCUAAUGAAGACUUACUCUAUGAAGAGGAUAGCAAUUGUAAAGAACUUCAGAUGCGUUUCAUAUUAUUGUUAUGUGAGCAAUCAUCGCCUUAUUCAAACCAAUGGCACCAAACAAGGAGCCAGCAUUUGCUUGAUAAUGUGAUAACGUUAAUUGACAAACAUUUUAAGAAAAUAUUAACUUUAGAUAAGGUAGAAAAAGAAAUUUUUGACCAUUAUAAAAGUAAACUAAAUGUUUCUUCAUGGAAAAGAAAUAUUGGAACUGUAAUUGGAUUUCAGCAGUACCUGGAUCUUAAAUAUAAUAAAUAUCACAUAAAAAUUACAAACGAUGCGGUAGCAUUUAUGUUAUCAGUUGGUUUACUUUUGCAAGAUUUUUUUGAUCCAAACUUUAAGGGAAUGGCAAACAAAAUAUUUAAAUUAAUUUUGUCAGAAACGGAUAAGGAUCAUUUAAUUAAAAUGAAUAUCAAUAAUUUAAUUUUUGAGGAAUUAAAAAGAGACAUUUACAAAUGUGAUUCUCAUGAAAAUCUGGAGCUUUUGUGGGAUAAUCUGAUUAAAUGUCAGAAAAUCAACAAUUUUUACACAUUUGAGAAGUUUACUGAUGUAGACUAUUUAAUAAAAGAUUUGUGUCACCAAAUUGUACUAGCAAAAUCGUUUGAAAUAUGGUUAACCCUCAUGAAAAAUUUGGUGAGACUCUUUUUAGAAUUUUCAUUAAAUACUUUCAAAGUCAAAAGUUUAAUUGUGGAAAAAGAAGAAAAUUGUCUGGAAAAUAUUUGUGAACUUCGCAAAGAAUGCCUUGAUAUUGAUCCUGGAAUUGCAUAUCGUUGGGCCAAAACAAUUAUGGAAUGUUUAAUAGCUGUAUCGAAUUAUUUGAUGGGAAUUUCUGGUAAAACUCUACAGGCUUUAAACAUAUUUCACAUAUGUUAUUUGGUUUGGAUUUUACCGAUGGAUAUAAAUAUUUGUGAUGACUUAUUAGAAAAUUUCUUUAAGAAGUUUUCCACUGUAUUAAUGGAAGUUGUUAAAUUAAAUAAACAGAAUCCAGUACUUUGCGAUGGUGUUAAUGAAUUUUUUAAUACCUUCAUUUAUCACAUUAAAAAUAAAGGGCAAAAUUUACAUGACGAUUCUAAAUUUAGAAAAUUCAUAACAACAUUUGAAGAAGUUAUCCUAUGUGUAAAUAAUUAUUUAAAGUUAUAA
This is a messenger RNA of Condylostylus longicornis, 1425 nucleotides long. RefSeq lists its product as uncharacterized. The transcript is spliced from 6 exons. NCBI's taxonomy places the organism in Eukaryota, Metazoa, Arthropoda, Insecta, Diptera, Dolichopodidae. The coding region runs from base 73 to 1425 and encodes 450 amino acids. The record is from RefSeq and is a predicted model, not a curated record.